This is a messenger RNA of Caenorhabditis briggsae, 906 nucleotides long. It is a transcript of the gene Cbr-pqm-1, whose product is annotated as Protein CBR-PQM-1. Bases 1 to 906 code for a protein of 301 amino acids. Lineage: Eukaryota; Metazoa; Nematoda; Chromadorea; Rhabditida; Rhabditidae. The record is from RefSeq and is a predicted model, not a curated record. The transcript is spliced from 6 exons.
AUGUCGUUUUUGAAUAAUGAUUUCGGCAGUCCGCCGCCAGCCACUUCAUCACCACCGAGUAUGCCAAAAAUACCGACGAUUCAGGAUAUGCUCAACAAUAUUGGAGCAUCUACAGGAGUCAAUUUGAUUCAACCUAAUCCAUAUCUUCAAAAUCAAAUCCCAACCAAUGUUCCCCAAUUGGCAUUUAAUCCAUUCCUGCACAUGAAUCCUGCGAUCAGUCAAGAAAUCAUUCAACAAUUCAUCGCAAUGAGUUUUAAUGCUCAAAAUGUGCUCACAGGAAUGGGCAAUAUUGGAGAGGACGAGGCUUCGUGUAAUCUGAAAAUGCGUCGUGGAGAUCUUCUCAAAAUGAAAAGUGUUUCAAUGGAAAGUACAGAAGAUCCCCCAUCAAUCAGUAUUGAUCCAAAUGGAGACAUGAUUGUUCCAAAUAAUGAUAAAGAAGGUUGGUGUCGUAACAAAAAGUACAUCGAGAGAACGGAGAAUGGAUACAUGUGCACUGUUUGUAGAAAGGUUUAUGGAAGAUACAACUCAGUCUCCUACCAUGUUACCAUCUACCAUAGGAAUCCACCAAUCAAAUGCAACAUGCCAAACUGUCAGUUCACAACCCGUGAGGCUCGAUACAUUCAUUUCCAUAAAUACUAUCGACAUGGAAUUCCACUUCCUCAGAGUAUCGACCAAGGUUCUCGAAAAUGUCCACACUGUCGUCACGUAUCAAAGAGCCCUGCGAUGCUCGAGAAACAUAUCAGGAGGCAUCAAUUGAAGGAUGAAAUCUCCAAUGGAAGCAUCGAUUUAAGCGAAGCAAUGCGCGAGAGAACAUCCACAAUUUGUGAUGAAACGAUGGACAUCGGAGAGCAAGAGCCCGAAACUGAAAUCGUCAUUGAAACGAAACCCCGCUCAUGCACAUUGUAA